Molecule: messenger RNA, 2502 nt
Organism: Hemibagrus wyckioides
Lineage: Eukaryota; Metazoa; Chordata; Actinopteri; Siluriformes; Bagridae
Gene: prlh2r
Product: prolactin releasing hormone 2 receptor
Exons: 3
Coding region: 1046-2167 (373 amino acids)
Biological process (GO): G protein-coupled receptor signaling pathway
Cellular component (GO): neuron projection; plasma membrane
Molecular function (GO): neuropeptide binding; neuropeptide Y receptor activity
Source: RefSeq, a predicted model, not a curated record
GAGAGAGAGAAUAUUGAGCAACUUGACAUUUCAGAUACAAUAUAACCAAAUAUAAUUUUCUUUUUUGCUCCAUUAACAGUAAUUCCCAAUCUAACGAAAGCUGGAUAGUGAUGCAUGUUGCCAUGUCAACGCACAGACAGAAUGACAGCCCAAAAUAAGUAUUUACGGUAACGAACUAUUGCUAGAAAUAGACACCGUGAGGCGUACACAGACAUGCGAAGUGACAAAAGCAGUGAAGUAUCCCAGUGAUGUUAUACUAAAUACCAGUCAAAUUCCACUAAAUAACAAAUCAAGCUAUCUGUUCCAUAAUUGUUUCAUGCGAAUGGAAAUUUCUGAUAGAAAAAUUAACUUAGAGAAACCAAAUUUGAGUGAGUGCAUAUAUGAAGUUUGACGGUAACCAACAUGCGCUUAUUUAUAUAGACGUAGGAAAAGUUUGCACGCGCACUUUCUUAGGGAUUGCCGUACUUAACAUAAAUAGAAUGGCAUGCUUAGUUAAUAUACAUUUCUUCACCGAACAUUUUAGUAAUGUAAGUAAAUUUACAGUACAAUGAAAUAUUUGGUAAUGGAAAGAGCCUUGUUGCUCUUUAAUCUGAAAUCAGUUUACUGUUUGAUGGAGAAAAAAACGGGGGGCUCAUAAUUAAUAAACAAAAUAAAUAGGAAUUAUUUUUUUCAAAUGAUCUUUCAAAACGUAGGAGUUUUACACAUGCAAGUAAUUAUAGCUACUGUGAAUGUGUAAUUAUGAAAUAUCAGGAAUUUACACCAAUGUUUACGACAUCUGGCCAUAAUAUAUAAUAUAAAUAAAGGUGGUAUAAAUAACGGUGGAGGCUAGACCUCUCUCGCAUUUCCAGCGCAGUGACGUGGAGAAUAGAGAAGGUGUGUGUGUGUGUGAGUGAGUGAGUGCGCGCGCGCGCACGCUGGCCAUCCUCCAGUCUGCCGAGGAGCAAGGAGAAGACGAGAGCAGCCUAAGUGAACUUAUUUGGGGAUCAUCCACUCUCUACUUGAGAUGUGAUCAACUCGACAAAGGAAGGUGAAAGCUGUGGUGAACAUGGACUCCCUCCUGAAUGGAACCUGGGAGAACACCACUUUAAACGCAUCUCCUCCAUCUCGCACUUCUUUCAACGGACUGAACCUUCUGAUGGAGCUAAAGAUGCUUUUUGUCCCUCUCUAUGCCAUGCUAGUUCUAGUAGCCUGCUGUGGAAACCUUUUCCUCCUUUUCCUCAUCGGACUGAACAAGAAGCUUCACAGCACAACAAACUUCCUGAUUGGAAACUUGGCCCUGGCUGACUUGGUGAUGUGUAUUUUCUGCGUGCCCUUGACUGUAUUUUAUGCCUUCGAUGAGCGUGGCUGGGUUUUUGGGCACUUCAUGUGCCGUUUUGUAACGCUUAUGCAGACCGCGACCGUCUUUGCGGCAGUUCUGUCUCUGACGGCCAUAGCCGUGGACCGCUACAUUGUGGUUGCUUAUCCCAUUCGUCGACGUAUAGGGUGGCAUUUUUGCACUGGCCUGGUGCUAAGCAUAUGGCUCUGUGCCCUGGUAAUGUCCAUCCCUGCUACUCUACACACUGUGUAUUUGGAUCUGAGCGCUGCAGGUCAUCACAUGGCCGUGUGUGAGGAGUUCUGGCAAGAGCAAGAGCUUGGUCGACUCAUCUACUCCUGCUUCUUUCUGCUCCUGUCCUAUUUUGUCCCUCUUGCAGCUGUGUCUAUAUCCUACUGUGCCAUUUCGUGCCACCUCCAGCACCGUGCAACACAAGGACUUAUAGCUGCCAUUCCCUCCAAUCAGGAGAAAUGGGGCCGCAAGAGGCGCAAGACCUUCCGUCUGCUGUUAAUAUCAGUGUUGUGUUUUGCAUUCUCCUGGCUCCCCUUGCAGGUGGUCAACCUCAUCCGUGACCUGGACACUGACUUUGUUAUUUUGAGCAAGAGUCACAUCAACGUGAUCCAGAUCUCAUGCCAUUUGUUAGCCAUGAGCUCUGCAUGCUUUAACCCUUUUAUCUAUGCUUCUCUGCAUGACAAGUUUUUGUCUUAUUUGUGUCGCAACAUGUUCCAGAGGCGCAGACAAUCUCAGGCCCAAAGCAGCUCUACCACCUCCAGUCGCUUACCACGCCAACACACCAGCUCCACCGUGGCUGGUAUUCCUAUGGCUGCAAGCAAGACAAUACAAGAUGAAAUUUAGUCAGUGACGUUAGUAUCAGCCAUCAGCAUUAUGCCUUCUUAGAAUGGUACUGCACUACCAUGUGUAAAGUUACUACCAUGAUUAUGUAAAAGUGUACUGCAUAAGGCACUGUAGGAUGGUGUGUAUAUGUUGUAUAUAUGUAUGCUGUGCAAUUCCCGCUGAACAAAUUCUAAAAAAUAGUAAUAGUAAGCUUAGCUGUCGUGCGUAUGUUAUUAACACUAUUAACAAGUAAUGCUGUGAAUGUUUAAUAACACAUGGGUGUACUUUUUUGUGUUUCAUGUCUUUCAUUUUCUUGGCCAUUUUGGACUGUUAUAAAGCAAACUGUAAAGUGUGUA